Coregonus clupeaformis (lake whitefish) is the source of this 2448-nucleotide messenger RNA. Its product is annotated as protein FAM189A2-like. The transcript has 10 exons. Lineage: Eukaryota; Metazoa; Chordata; Actinopteri; Salmoniformes; Salmonidae. The record is from RefSeq and is a predicted model, not a curated record. Bases 349 to 2157 code for a protein of 602 amino acids. Gene Ontology annotation, cellular component: membrane.
UGUGAAACGCAAUCCUAGCCCCUUGUCACAGACAUCAGUUAUUUUAAAACUUCAAACUCCGCCACCUCCAGACGAUCAUGGCAGGAGAAACUACGCUAAGAUCGACGAACCCAACUGACGGAUCUCACCUUUAAUUUAGGAAUAAAACUAAAACGAUCAACCGCCUCCUCGCGCCGAGUGUCAUCCAGGUUCAGCUGUUUGGUGUUCUUUCUCCGGUUGCGCGUCUCCAAUGUCUCUCCGGUAGGUCUUCCCGGAUCGUGUUACCCUGUAACCGGGGUUUCGUUGGGCUCUCAGUUCGUAGACCCGUCGUUCAGGAGCCGGCCGCCCCGCUGUAUAUCUACCUCUCGCAUGCCUGGUUCUCAGUCGCGGCUGCUCCCCGGCCGCCCACUGCUCUCUCUCGGAUUACUGCAGCUGGUUCUCGGCUGCUCCAUGGUCGCGCUCUCCUUCUCAGCUCUCUCCAUCAGCAGCUCGCCACCCAUCCGAAACUCAUGCCCUUUCUGGGUCGGAUCUUCAGUGAUCCUGUUAGGGAUCGUUGGCCUCACAACAUGGAGGAGACCCAUGCUGCUGCUGGUGAAUCUGUUUGUGCUGUUGUCAGUGGUGUGUGUUCUCCUCAACCUGGCCGGCUUCAUCCUCUGCUGUCAAGGGGCUCAGCUGGUCUCCACCAUGACCAACUGCCAACUGAGUGAGGUGGGAGAUGUGUGUAACUGCUGUCCUCAGACCCCCACUGCCAAGUGUCCUGAGGAAAAACUACUCAAACUCUACCCUGGACACUCUUGUAGUACCAUGAGGGUCCUGCUCAAGAAGGUUCUGUUUGCAUUAUGUGCUCUGAAUGCUCUGACCACUGCAGUGUGUCUGGUGGCUGCUGCCCUCCGAUACCUACAGAUCUUCACCACCAGAAGACCAUGCAUGGAUGAUCCCAGGCCAAUUGCAGAGGAGGGGGAGGAGCCAACUAUUAUGCCUGACCCGGAUGAGUUUGUCCCCCCAGCCCCUCCCCCCUCCUACUUUUCAACUUUCUACUCCUACACACCACGGCUGGCUCGCAGGAUGUUUGGGAACAGUGUGAUACCGCUACCUCAUAUCUAUGGUGCCAGGAUUAAAGGAGUAGAGGUGUUCUGUCCUUUAGACCCGCCCCCUCCCUACGAAGCUGUUAUUGGACGCUCCGCCCUGGCCACUGCAACACAGGAGACAGAGAUUCAGAUUCCCAUGACGGACCUGACAGAGUUGACAGAAGAGUUGAAUAACAGCUCAGAGGCGGGUACUUCAAUUAGAGACGUUGGUCCCCAGACGACGGUUGUUCCAGUGCCCACGUCUCCGCCGUCUUACCCCUCUCCCCCAUCACCCCCCCUUUGCCAGGCCAGACCCCCCCAGGGUGCCCCGGUACCCCCCGUCAGGAGGUCUCAGCGCCAGAGGAUCAGGCGCUCCUGCAGUGACCCCGUACUAUUGGACCUGGCUGCCAAAGUAUUAAGUUGUGAGGCGGCCACGCAGACCACCGAGACUUCCACCCAGACUUCCCAGUCCGCCCUGGCCGCCCAGUCCUCUCGGACCCAGACAGUGACCCUCCGGCGGAGAGGUAAAGGCCCUCAGCGGCCCCGGCCCUCCUCCAUGGUGGACUACCAGAGCUACAUACACACCCAGGAGCUGGUCAGUAGGUUCCUGGAGCAGCCGGCCCACUGCAGCCUGACCCCUGAGGUCCAGGAACUGGUGGACAGCAUCCGCAGUGUGCUGCGCUCUGACCAGGAACACAUGGAGGAGGCCGUACGCUGUGCCAGCUACAUAGAACAGGUGAUCACAGUAUCAGAGAGAGCAGCAGCCCCAGCUCCAGCCCUCCCCCAGCCCCUGUCCCUCCCCAGGCCCCGCUCCAGACCAUGUGCCCCCCUGUUGGACUGUUCCUCCCAGACCCUGCCCCAGCCCCUCCGGAAGAGACCCGGACUGCUGCACCUCAGGAGCUGUGGGGACCUCAGCACCUUCACCUGGGUGGAACAGCAGCAACUAGAGGCCAGGCAGGGUGGUGGCUCUGGCUCCAGGUCCUGGUCUAAAGCUGGGUCUAGAGCGUGUUCUAGAGUGGGUUCUAUGUCGACGGCACGGGCGGGCUCACACCUGGAUCAUCACGAGCGCCCCCACAGUCUCAUAGGGGUGUUCAGGGAAACUGUGCUCUGAUGGAACCCUGUUAUCCCACCUCAAAACCUCCCUAGCAGAGACAAAAUGGUAUGGUCCACUGGGGGAAAUCAGCCCAUUGACUCCAAGGGAAGUGCGCCUACUAGUGGUGAGGUUUGGGACUGCCACUGCUAAAGCUAGUGGAGAAAAGCCAUUCUAAAGAACUCUGAAACAGAGUCCCACAGACUGCAAGUACUAGCCUUUGGAAAGGCUGCGUGUGAGUGUGUGCCUAAGUUGUGUAUGAGAGUGAGUCUGUAUGUUUGUACAUGUAGGUUGGGGUAAAGUGGCUAUGCA